GGGUGGGCAAAUAAUUUAUUAGAUGUGCAUGGUUCUCUGCCUCCAGUUUAUUUCUGUUUUUGUAUUUGGUUGUCUGUACAUCUUGUUGCAUUUCUUUAUUCUUUCGCGUUGUGCCCGCCCCCACGUCUGCCGCUGACAUCAUUUUCCGGAGCGCGCCCCGGGAGCGCGGAUCCUCAGCUCUGUCCCAGUCUCUGGGAUAUUGAAUCUUCGGGUGCUGUCAGGUUGUGGAAAGCGGUCACAGUCUGUGCUUCGUCCCCUGGAGAUACACAGCAGAGACAAUAGCAGGUGGUUGUCAGAAUGGAAGUCUCUGUGUGUAUCUCUGUCUAUCUCGAGUCGAUGGAUAGGAACCCAAUUUGUGUGUAAAUCGUCUUCUGUCAAACUGAAAAAAAGACUCUAAGGUGUGUGUGUGUCGGAGGAUGUGGGGAGCAAUUCACAUAUAUUAUGUCGCGCUGUAUUAAUCGCAUGAAGAAAAUGGCUCACUGGUACUUCAUGUCUCCUUUCCUCUUCCUCUUGGUUUUUGAUGGUCUAAACCAUGUCUGUGCUUUGGAGGCUGGAACCAGAGGAAGGAAAAGUACAUUGCAGCCACUAGACAGCAGCAAUAAUCUGAAGAGACACGAGUCCUGGCCAGAUCCUCUCAGAUCAGGCCGUAAACAUGGCAUACAGAGGAAGGACAAGACCAACACCAUGGUAACCAAAGUACUGGAGACGGACAGACCAGAUGAGGACAGUGUGGGAUUGGAGAGUCUGACUCCAGUGCGAGUGGAGACAGACAGUCUGGAAAGAACAGCAGUAAUGCCACAGGAGAGAGUUACAGGCCAGAAAGGUCAAUUUUAUCCUCGAGAGCCAGAAUAUUAUCCAGCAGGAGAGUCUGCAAAUAAAGGGAGAAAGCACAAUAGAGACCAUAAGAAACCAAAUCGGAGAGAACGAGCCCGACACAGUAAGGGGAAACUGCCGGGCACUGAGUUAAUCCCACUUUUAAAGGAUCAAACGCAAAGCAAGGAGACAGAUGAACCUUCCACACUGCCCCUGCCAAUGUCCAGCACCAUUGUGACCAGUACAUUGCUGACCACUAUCACAACCGAGGAAGCACCUGCAACAAAGCCUAGAAGCACACGACAACAGGUUGGAACAAGAACAGCUGCUGAGGUAAACCCCACCCUCGAUAUGACACUCUUUGAUUGGACAGAUUAUGAAGACAUGAAGCCAGAUAUUUGGCCAUCAGCAAAGAAAAAAGUAGACAAGCGUCGUAGCAAGAACCUGAGUAAUGGGAACCUCACAUCAAUGGCUGAAGUGGAACCAUGUGAUCAUCACCUGGACUGCCUACCUGGUUGGUGUUGUGACCUCCGGCAGCACGUCUGCAAAGCGCACAACCGCGGCCUCAACAACAAGUGCUAUGAUGAUUGUAUGUGUGCGGAAGGUCUUCGCUGUUAUGCCAAGUUCCAUCGGAAUCGGAGAGUGACCCGCAGGCGAGGACGGUGUGUGGAACCGGAUUCAGUUGACAUCGAUCACGGAUCGUUUAUUACGGUCUGAGCAGACUUCAUUAAAAGUCCAGCUGUUUCGACCCCCUCAACCGGUCAAUUCUCAACUCCAAAGCAACAGUGAAAAUCUUGAUGGCGCCAAGAUAGACAAUGCCAUGUUGGCGCCGUCUGGAAUAAGGUCCUUGCAAUCACUUAGUCAAGUCCGAUACAAACAUUCUCAUUUACACCCUACACUCCAAAAACAUAAUCCAUCAAAUCCCACCAAUACACAGGAUCCACUACCCAACUACGCUAAUUGAAUCCUCUACUGGUUUAUAUCGUCCAAUCGACUCAUUUGUUAUUUGAGAAUGUCCUGCGUCUCGUAGACACACUAAACUUACAUUUGUAAUACAAGUACCGUACUUUUAUAAAUAGAUUUGAAUGUUAUUUAACAAUAAAACCUUGUCUAUAAGGGUUUGUUGUUAUCCUCCUUAUGACUUUUUAUUUUCAAGGAAUCUCUCUACAGUUCUCCAGACAACCUCCCAUCAGGUAUUACCCUUCUCUUUAAAAGUCGUCACUAUUCCCAUCGUCAUUCUCUUGAAACCAGACGUCACAAUGUCCCUUUGCUCUAACCUUAUUAUUGAUUGUUAAUUUAAUGUCUUAAGACAAAUCUGUAGUAUUUCGCCACCUUUUUUGAAUAUAAUUUAAACUCACAAUAGAACCAGACUUUUAAAACAAUUUAGGAUCCUGCAGUCUAAAGCUGUGAACAACUACUGUAUAAUAAUUGAAUUGUGUAUAAUUAAUCAAUUUGAAAUUUCUCAUUUGACUUUUACUGAGCUACAUCUCAGAAGGUGCUGGUACCAGCUGGUACUUUGCCCAAGUGACUAUUACUCAUGUCUGAGUCUAGACAGUGAAUAUUGGUAAAUUAUUUGUGGACUAUUUGAAUAUAAAGGACAACAAAUGCUCAGUACUUUCUCACCUAAUAACUUGAUGUAUAUCCAGGAGUGUCACUGGAUAAUGAGAAGAAACUGUAAAACUGCAUCUGGAUGGGUAAAUGAGUAGGAAGCAUUUACAGGAAUUUGGGCCAAGUGCUGGUAAAUGGGACUAGAUUAG
Molecule: messenger RNA, 2570 nt
Organism: Chiloscyllium plagiosum (whitespotted bambooshark)
Lineage: Eukaryota; Metazoa; Chordata; Chondrichthyes; Orectolobiformes; Hemiscylliidae
Source: RefSeq, a predicted model, not a curated record